AUGAAGCUGUUCGCGUUUAUCGAGUUAAUCCGCGCGUCGUUGUCCGCACGCGACGUGCUCGUCUCCCUGCUCGCCCUCACCCUCGCCUGCCACGUGGCACGCGUUCCGCAAUGCGCGGACCUCUCCCACUGGCGCGUCGUCGUCAGCAGCCAGUCAAAGCUCGCGACGCUUCCGGAGCGCCUCAUGGUAGACCAAAUCAACGUCGACGCGCGACUCGAGUCGCAGGAGCCGCACGAAUCGCAGGAAGCAGUGAAGCAGUUGAAUAUAACAGGUGACAAAGUCUUGCCUGAGCAACCACAGCCGCAGAAGCAGGUGACCGUUGCGUCAACUCGAAACGCAGCUGAGCUUGAGAGUCAACCUCACGAGUCCAUGCUAAGAAUUCUCAAGAAUGGCUCAGUGUUGACUCGAGUUCAGCCGCUGGAAAACGGCGGUCGAAGAAAGCUUGCUGGCAGCAGCAGCAGCUACAAUGCAGCACCAGGACGUUCAGGCCCGGCCCGAGCCUCGCCAACAGGCUCGGGAGCUGGCUCUCCCGGACCAAGCCAGGGUCGUCGUUUCCCGUCCCUCGCGCUGUACACGGCUCCUAUCGGGUACAACACGACAAUGACGGCUUUAAAGCGCGCCGUGCUCUCGUGGCUGCGCCUCGCGCCGCCUCCCUACACGCCUCACGUGUACUUAAUAGGCUCUCACCCUCUUAACUACUCCCGGCCGCACCUGUCGCUGGUUUGGCUGGCCCGUCAAUUCCCAAGGCACGUGCACGCUAUAGGCGGAAAAGGGGAGAUGGUGGGAGGGGGAAUGCAGGGAGGAGGCGUGGAUGUGACUUAUGACGGUGUGACUAAAAUGAAUUCGUUGUUUGCUCUGGCGAUGCGGGAACAGUGGGCGGAUGUAGCGGCGGUGAUAGACCCUGACGUGGUGCUGCUGGGGGACGUGAUGGCGGCUGUAGCGCGGCUGACAUGGAUUCUCACCUCUUCUCUCUGGCGAGUGUCCUGGUUCCCCUUCGUUCUCGACAAUCUCCCUCCGGAAAUCCAGCCGGCCAAUCACAAGCCGCCAGCUGGCGUGGAUGAGGCGGGGGUGCGGAGGUUCUUGAGGCGGCAUGCUGAGCUGGACUCUGGUGGGCCGGUUGGGUUUGUGAUGUGGAGCCAGAGACAUUUCCGGGAAGCAACCUUUUCUGCAGAGACCAAAGCAGCAGCAGGCGACGUAGGAGCGUCGUCCGCAUCCAACCGGAACGGGUUGCAGGUUUCGUUGUUUUCUGAGCCGAUGCCUCCCUUCCUGUACGGGCGAGGCCCUCAGGGGUGGCAGUGGGUGCUUCGCCAGCUGGCGGUGGGAAUGGAGGGUAGGGAUGGUAAGGUGGGAGGGGUGAGUAGGGAGGGUAUGGUACAUGUGGUUGAUGGGACGGGUGCUGUGUCUGCUGUUCGCAUCGACCCUCACUAUGACUCGGUGAAAGAGGCCGAGCGGGUGAGAGGGGGUGCGGAGCAGAGUAGGGGUAUGGGUGGGGGGGAUGGGGAGAGUGGGAGGAGUGGGAGGUGGGUGGCGCUGCCAGCUGUGCAUAGUGCCACGUGGCAUGGGCAGGUGAAUGAGAUGCUGCUGCGAGGGGGAGUCGGGGACUGGGGGGAAGGACUGGGGGAAGGACGGCGGGAGGGAAGGGGGGAGGGACAGGGGACGGAAGGGGCCAUUGGGGGUAUGAGAGAGGGAGUUGGAGGGGAGGAGGAGGGGGAGGAGGGGGAAGAGAUUGCAUGGGAGUGGGAGAGGUUGGGUGGGGAGCCUACAGUGGCGCAUCUGCGAUGGCAUCUGGCCAUGUGCCAUGGGCCCGGAGGUGAACACCCCUGUCUCAUGCGUCGCAUCCGCCCUGGCAUCUGCCCCUGCGAGCACGCCCACGCCUCCCGCCGCUCCUCCCUCCCCUCCGCCCCCUUCCGUGCCGGUCCCUACUUUGCCUGCUCCCCUGAACCUCCGCCUCCCCCUCCCCGCCCUGUACUCGCUAUUAGCAUGCCUAACACCUCGCUAUCGGCAAGGGCGAAAACAAUAAGUGCAGAAAGAGGGGAAGUCAGAAGGGUGGGAGGCGAGGGACGGGAGGGAGGGGAGAGACGGGAGAGGGGGAACGGAAGGACCGAGGGGGGACAAGGCGACGAGGAGGGGGAGGUAGAGGUGGUGCGGGCACGGGGGUUAGAGGAGGUGGUGGGGGAGGUGGCGGAUGGGAACAAGGCGGUGGUGCUUGUGGCUGCCACUCACCACUAUGCCUCCAUGCUUCUCAGCUUCGCUUGCAUGUGGGUGCGUCAUUCUUUCAUGUGCUUGUCCAACCUGCUGGUAGCAGCUCUCGACCCCACCGCCUACCGCAUUGCUCUCCUGCACGGCCUCCCCGUCUUAUACGACAACACCACUGCAGCAGCAGCGUUACCAGCAGGAGCACAAGGGGCAGACGGAGCAGAGGGAGCUGAGGGGCUCGGGGCAGGCGGCUGUGCGUUCAACAGCCACUGCUUCCGGCACUACACCAAGCUCAAGAGCCGCGCCGUGCUGCGCGUGCUGCGGCUGGGCUAUGCGGUGCUGUGGAGCGAUGUGGACGUGGUGUGGUUUGACAACCCGCUGCCGCUGCUGUGGCAGUAUGGAGAGGGAGUGCUGGCGAUUCAGAGCAACGAGCCUGACCCCUCACUCCCACCCAACUCUAUCCGCCGCAUCAACAGUGGGUUCUACCUUGCUCGCCCUGACCCUCUCACCGUUGCUGCUCUCACAGCUGUGGUGAAGCAUGCGGCACACUCACGGCUGUCGGAGCAACCUUCCUUCUACGAUGUGCUGUGUGGCGAGCAUGGGGAGAGGCGGGUGGGCUCUGAUGCAUGCCAGUGGACCAAUGGCCUGCGAGUAGUCUUCCUGCCACGUCAGCAUUUUCCCAACGGGGCAGUUUACCAGCUGUGGGGGCCCAGGGAAGGAGAUGCUGGCAGUGGACAAGGGGAGGUGUUAUCUGGUGCUGAUGGCCAGGGGGAGGUGGUAUCUGCUGGGGAUGCAAGUGCGAGGGAGGAGUGUGAAAGGAGAGGGGGGCACGGCACGAGGGAGGGCGAGGAGGGGCAGGUGUGUGCCACGGUGUGCGGCGUGGUGAAGCGCAUCAACCGCCUGCUCUCCGUGCAGCCGCUCAAGACGUGGUACGUGGCACAAACAGGAGACGUGGUGGUGGGGCGGGUGACAGAGCUCGCCCCCAAGAGGUGGAAGCUGGCUGUGGGGUCGGCGCAUGAAGCACAGCUCAUGCUCUCCGCUAUCAACCUGCCGGGAGGAGCCCAGAGGCGGCGCACAGCAGUGGAUGAACUGAACAUGAGGAACAUCUAUGUGGAGGGCGACCUUGUCACGGCAGAGGUCCAGAGGGUGUUUCAUGAUGGCUCGGUGGUGUUGCACACUCGCAGCGAUAAAUAUGGCAAGUUGUCAGGGGGUCUACUCGUGCACGUCCCCCCAUACCUCGUACGCCGCCUCAAGCAACAUUUUCACAUGCUCUCGCCCUCCGGCCCGCUCCUUGUCUUUGGCUGCAAUGGCUGGCUAUGGGUGGGCCAACCGCCUCCCCCCACCUCUUCAUCCGGCCCAUCUGGAACCCAGGGUGAAGGGGCUAGCGGGGGUGUUGGUGGCGGUGCUGGUGGGAAAGGUGUGGCUGAGACGGUUGUGGGUGUGGAAGAGCGGGAGAGGAUUUGUCGAGUAGCGGCGGCGAUUCGGGCGCUAGAGAGGGGAGGUUUGGCGGUGGAUCCGCCGGCUCUGGCGCGAGUGGUGGAGUGGAGUGUUGCGAUGGGUGUUUCGGUGGCGGAGAUGGGCGAUGAGGAUUUUGUUGCGACUGUUGUGGAAAAGGAGGUGGAGAAGAGGGAGGCUGAUGCGGCGGAGGGGAGCUGA
Molecule: messenger RNA, 3852 nt
Organism: Closterium sp. Naga37s-1
Lineage: Eukaryota; Viridiplantae; Streptophyta; Zygnematophyceae; Desmidiales; Closteriaceae
Source: the annotation of a GenBank genome assembly